Messenger RNA from Seriola aureovittata, 2083 nucleotides. Its product is annotated as alpha-1,3-mannosyl-glycoprotein 4-beta-N-acetylglucosaminyltransferase C-like. Bases 398 to 1843 code for a protein of 481 amino acids. NCBI's taxonomy places the organism in Eukaryota, Metazoa, Chordata, Actinopteri, Carangiformes, Carangidae. Gene Ontology annotation, molecular function: acetylglucosaminyltransferase activity. Gene Ontology annotation, biological process: protein N-linked glycosylation. The record is from RefSeq and is a predicted model, not a curated record. The transcript has 5 exons.
GAGAGGGGGCACCAGUGGAUAGAGAGAGAGAGAGAGAGAGAGAGAGAUCAAAGCAAAGGAAGAGACAGAGGAGGAGUAACGCGGAUGAGAGAUAGCAGCUCUGCAGUGAGAGCGAGCGCCCUGCCUCCCUUUGCAACGAGUGUUUACUCCACUUUCCCUGAGAGCUGGUUAUCUUCCCUCUGCGUGAGUCAUGGAAGUGAUUUAGGUGAGUGGAGCGGUGCGGAGCAGCAGCAGAAAGCAACAGAUCUGUUUGUGUGUCUGCGCCGUGGGCAGGCUGUGUCGUCUGAUGAUUAAGGAUCCAUGCCAAUCUACAGAGCGAACAGAAGAAACUUAGUCCCAAACAACACACAACCCGACCACCAUCCAUCAGCAGCAGCAGGCAGUGAGGGGCGUGAUCAUGAGGCUGAUGUGGAAGUCCGUGGACAAGAUGAGGUGUUUUAGGAAGCGGUCCAUGUUCCCAUUCCUCGGCUUCCUCAUCACCUUUCUGCUCUUUUUCAACCUGUACAUGGAUGAUGGAUAUGUGCUGGAGGCUGAAAAAAGACAGCUGGGAGAGACACUGAUGCAUUCUGCAAACUCUGAGAGAUACGUCCACACGUUCAGAGACUUAUCCAAUUUCUCUGGGACCAUUAAUGUGACCUAUCGCUAUCUGGCAGGAAUUCCUUUGCCACGCAAAAAGUAUCUAACCAUCGGUUUGUCCUCUGUCAAGAGGAAAAAGGGUAAUUAUCUUCUGGAAACAAUCAAAUCCAUCUUUGAUCAGUCCAGUUAUGAGGAACUGAAAGAAAUUGUGGUUGUGGUCCACCUGGCAGACUUUGACCUGGUGUGGUGUGAGAACCUGGUGCAGGAAAUCACUAGGAAAUUUGCACACCACAUCAUAGCUGGACGCCUCCUGGUGAUCCACACUCCAGAGGAAUAUUACCCGUCUCUGGAUGGGUUGAAAAGGAACUACAACGACCCGGAGGACCGGGUCCGUUUCCGCUCUAAGCAGAACAUUGACUACGCUUUCCUUCUCAACUUCUGCACGAACCUCUCUCACUUCUACAUGAUGUUAGAGGAUGACGUGCGCUGCUCCAGGAACUUCCUGACAGCGCUGAAGAAGGUGAUCACCUCCAGAGAAGGUUCCUACUGGGUGAUGCUGGAGUUUUCCAAGCUGGGCUACAUCGGAAAGCUGUACCACUCCAAAGACCUGCCUCGUCUGGCUCAUUUCCUCCUCAUGUUCUACCAGGAAAUGCCCUGCGACUGGCUCCUCAUCCACUUCAGGGGUCUGCUGGCCCAGAAGGACGUGAUCCGUUUCAAGCCCUCACUGUUCCAGCACAUGGGCUACUACUCGUCUUACAAAGGAGCAGAGAACAAACUGAAAGACGAUGACUUCGAGGAAGACUCCAUAGACAUUCCUGACAACCCUCCUGCCGGCCUUUACACGAACAUCAACGUCUUUGAAAACUAUGACGCCACGAAGGCUUACAGUAGUAUCGUAGAUGAAUAUUUCUGGGGGAAACCUCCCUGCACUGGAGAUUUCUUUGUCAUAAUCUUUAACAAAUCAACGAAAAUCAGCAGAAUUAAAAUAGUUACAGGUACAGAGGAUCGACAGAAUGACAUUCUUCAUCACGGGGCUUUGGAAGUGGGACAGAAGUCAGUGGAAACUAAGCAGGGGAGGCAGUGCACAUCCUACAUCACGUUAGGGGAGUUUAAAGGCGGAAACAUUGAGGUGAACAAUGUGGACCACAAGAUCGGCUUUGAUAUCGAGUGUGUACGAAUAGUUGUUACUGCCAGUCAGAAAGAGUGGCUCAUCAUAAGAACUAUCAGUUUAUGGACCACACAGCCAGUGAGUCAGUUAAGGAAGUAACAGAAGACUGUUUUAAAUUAUCAUCUGUAUGUACAGUAUUAAUUAUGGAUGCACUUGCUAAGUUCAUCUUGAACUACUGCUGUUUAUUGAAUUCAAAACAAUCCAUAUUUUCUUGGGUUGUUCAGAGACCUGCUGUAUGUUUUCAAGGUGAUGUAUUAAAAUGACCAAUCUGUACAUUAUGGAGCCUUUAUACUUAUGUUCAUUUUCAGAAAAUCUGUACAUAAAGUUGUUCAUACCUGG